Molecule: messenger RNA, 630 nt
Organism: Vicia villosa (hairy vetch)
Lineage: Eukaryota; Viridiplantae; Streptophyta; Magnoliopsida; Fabales; Fabaceae
Exons: 2
Coding region: 1-630 (209 amino acids)
Source: RefSeq, a predicted model, not a curated record
AUGGGUAUGUGUUAUGUGAACAACAAACCUUUAUGUGUUGUAGUUGAUUGUGGAGUUACUCAUUCUUUUAUCUCCACCGAGUGUGUUUACCGACUUGGUUUGGAAGUUAUUCCAUUACCCGACCCUAUGGUCAUUUCAUCGGCAACAGAUGAUACAGUGAAAGCCCGACUAAUUUGUAAAGAUUGCUCAGUGUCUUUUAAUGGUCGUGACUUCCCAAUCGAUCUAAUUUGUUUACCCCUCAAGAGACUAGAUGUCAUUCUUGGAAUGGAUUGGUUGUCUCUUAAUUCAGUGUAUAUCGGUUGCAAGGAGAAGGCAAUAUUCAUUCCUACAGAAGAGACUACUUCCGAUGAUUCGAUUACCAAGUUGAUUGAAGGUACGUUUGAGGUGAUUUUCAUUGAUGAUAUCUUGGUGUACUCUCGGACUUCCGAAGAGCAUGAGGAGCAUUUGCGGAUUGUGUUGAGUACACUUCGAGAAAAGCAGUUGUACGCAAAGUUCAGUAAGUGUGAGUUUUGGCUAUCUGAAGUGAGUUUCCUUGGUCACGUCAUCUCUGGUGGAGGCGUGGCAGUAGACCCUUCUAAGGUGGAAGCAGUGGUGAAUUGGGAUCAACCGAAGAGUGUGACAGAAGUCUGA